AUGUCCUUUCGUGAUUGCAUCGUCACUCGACAGCCCAUAUCAUGCAAAAACGCAGCAACUGAGGCAGCUCCACAAGCACAGGCAGCUGCACUCCCUCUGAGUCCCGCAAGUUCCUGUCAUGGAGAGGUCUUCCAUAGCCCCCGCAGCGUUGUAGGAGCCAACGAAACAGCGGCAGAGGGCUCGGCCUCCGUUGCUGUUCCACCCGAGUCCGUGAACUCCUCUCGAGAUAAUGGAGAGGGAAGCACUACUUCUGAAUUGCCAAGGGGCAGGGCAGGACCAUCCCAGAACGCAUGCUGUGACAACGGAGACCUUCUGCAAGCUGCGCCACACAGGCCGAGUUCGCACGCAGCUUCUGUUACUGCUUCUGCUGCUGCCUCUGUGCGCAGUGGAGGGAUUGCAAGAGGAAGCAAGUUCAGCCACCGUAUUAUCAACGCAUCCGCUCCCAUUGCAUUCACAAAGACAUUCUGCUCGGCGGGGCAGUGGGGUGCAUACACACGCAACCCGCAAGGCUACUUGAACGCUGAAGCCGUGCAAGCUGCUGCCGUUGCUGCAGCUGCAGCAGGAGACGGGAGUUUCGCCAAUCCCAAGCACUCAACAGAGACGGAAACCUCCCAGCUGUAUAAAGAUACGUGGGGAAACGGGAGUGUCUGUGCAGCACAACAGGCACGCAGACCGAGCGAGACGCAGAGAGAAGGUUCGGCGCAUUCACCUAUUAUGCCUCGCCGCAUCUCCACACAAACAAUGAGGAACACAGGAGAGGAUAACAACGCGAGAAGGGGAGCAGCGGGAGGGGCACUGCAGGCCAAUUCUUCUUCACCUGUUAGGCAGAGCACGCGGACUAGUGCUUCUACGCGGCCUAUUCUAGGGUCUUGGCUUUUUGGGGGUUCGGGGUCUUCAACAGAACUCGAACGGCUGCUCAAGGAGGAGAAUGAUAUAGCAGAAACAGCAGCAGCCAGAAGUGAAUUGGCAGCCACGAGGUUGCUGCAAGAAGACAUGGAGGCAAUGAUAGCCAACUUGCAACAAGUGAAGACAUUUCUUGUUUCGAAGCUGCGAGAGUGCGAGACGGCGCUGCUGACAACGGCGCAGGAGAGAGAUGACUUGGAGGCCACUCUGCAGCAGAUUCAAGGCGGAAUUCAAGACAGCGUUGCAGAGCACAGACGACAGGCCGAGGAAUGCAAAGAAAAACUUGCACACAAGGAGAAAGAGGUGGAGGAUCUGAGGGCGCAGCUGGAACAGGCAACUGCAGAGGCGGUGAAUUUGAGGAAAGAAAAUGAAUUGCUCAAGGCGGAAGUUAACGUAGCGCGAGUUGAGGCAGCGGACGUGGCUGCUGCUGACGGCUUCCGCAUCGAAGAGUACCGGCUGGCGCUGAAGACUCUGAUGGAGCGAGACAAGGCCCAACGGCGCGAGCUGAAACGGCUCCGAGGCCAGCUGAUUAAAACGCGUGAGGAUUUCGCAAGCGCUCUGGCACGCGUAGACGAGCUGGAGACUCUAGAGGAAUUUAGAAAGUCGCAGAUGAAUUCAGACGAAACAGCAGCAGCUGCUGCCGCUCAACAGACAUCCCCCUGGAGUGGUCGCAGCACCGGGGACCCCCAAAGGAGCCCCGAGGGGCCCGGAGGUCAUUCCAGCAGCAGCGCGACGCCGCCCGAUGAGUGUAGCGCCCCCGCUUCGAGGCAGAAGCACACAGAUGUGCAGACAGACGGGGGGGAAGAGUGCAGUGUAAGCAGCCGUGAUGCAGACAGUGCGAGGAGAAGAUCAGAAGACGCAAGCGGAACCUCGUGCCAGCCCAGCUGUAAAGACAGGAACAGCGACAAGCCGAGCUCGCCGAGUGGACGGGUGUUGGGGAGGAGUGUGAAGGGUUUUCUGGCCUCGGGCGUAACGCAGCUGCUGCAGCGCAUAGAGAAUGUCAUCUCAACGGACAGAGAACACCCUGAGCUGUCUACAGACCGUGAAUCGCAGGCAAGUGCCGAUACCCCUCCUGAAGUAGAACGGAGCCUGCAUGAGGAGGCGGAGCUAUUCCUGCAGCGCACCCUCCCCAACAGCGACCUGAUAGUGCACCUUGAAGGCGGCCAGGAUGGGGAGUCGGAGGAAGACGAUACCGCCUUCAGCCAAGAAGGAGACGCAGGAACUCUAAAGAACGUGGCACGCAGCGUGUGGCAGGCAGCCCACGAGCUUCUUGCCGAUCGAGCAAUGCCCCCAGCCAGACUCUCCACUCUGCGAACAGUAGCGGCCGGUAACCCCUCAGCCUGGGAGGUGCUACGGGAGCGCCACCGGGCAGCAAAGUCGAUGCCGCUUUUCAGCAGCAUCCCGCCUGCUGCUUACCCCUUGAUGACUCAGGCAAGCGAGAGCCCUCAAGGUUGGCGGUCAACAACAGGCGGAAAGAUGGGGAGCGGGCCCUCCUCCUCCUCUCGGGCCGCAACAGUUUCACGGCGCAGGGGCCAUGCAGGUGCUGCCAGUCCAGGCGCUCUAAACUUGCGUUCUUUGGGGAGAACCGAACGCGGGCGCAAAUCGGCAUCGCCACAGGCCUGCAUGACAGUGGAGUUGCCGUCGGAGGUGCCGGUGUGUAGCUCAGAAGUUCAUAGUGAUGUCGCAGAAGAUUUAGAAGGGAGCGGUGAGCCCCCAGCAGGAACUCAGCAGGAAACCCCUCCAGCAAGGGAGACGGACGCAGAGACCCCAACGGCGACCGAGCAUGGAGCUGCUCCUGGUGCAGCACAAGAGAAGAUGCAGCAGCCAUCGACCCCGUCAGAAGCAGCAGACGAGCCAGAAGCAAACGGUGGCUGCCCCGAAACCCCAAAGCCGAAGGAAUCCGAUGAUGCAGCGCAGCCAGAGGCUGCAGAUGCUGCAGCAGAGGGCCCGCCGCUGAAGGAUGAUGGGGUUUGA
Molecule: messenger RNA, 2877 nt
Organism: Eimeria mitis
Lineage: Eukaryota; Apicomplexa; Conoidasida; Eucoccidiorida; Eimeriidae
Exons: 5
Coding region: 1-2877 (958 amino acids)
Source: RefSeq, a predicted model, not a curated record